Molecule: messenger RNA, 2186 nt
Organism: Mirounga angustirostris (Northern elephant seal)
Lineage: Eukaryota; Metazoa; Chordata; Mammalia; Carnivora; Phocidae
Gene: CD79B
Product: CD79b molecule
Exons: 6
Coding region: 204-869 (221 amino acids)
Biological process (GO): B cell differentiation; B cell receptor signaling pathway
Cellular component (GO): external side of plasma membrane; membrane; B cell receptor complex
Molecular function (GO): transmembrane signaling receptor activity
Source: RefSeq, a predicted model, not a curated record
GCUGCACAGCUGACAAGAGAGCCCGCCCUCCCCAGGGUCCCAGGAGAGCUGGUGCCUCCCCUGGGUCCCAAUUUGCAUGGCAGGAAGGGGCCUGGUGGGGAAGAGGCAGGGAGGGGACGGGCUGCAGCCCAGGCAGUUACACGUUUCCCCCCAGGAGCCUCUGUCCUAGCCACCAGCUUGGGGUCCAGGACGGAGCGGUGAGCAUGGCCGGGCUGCUGCGCCCUGCGCCUGGCACCUGGCUGGUACUGUUGCUACUUUCAGGUGUGCCUGCAGCCAAAACAGAAGACAAGUACCCGGAUCCCAAAGGAAGCGCUUGCUCCAGCAUCUGGCAGAACCCACGCUUCAUAGCCCGGAAAAGAGGCGCCACAGUGGAAAUCAGGUGCCACGCAAAGGAGUUGGGAACCGUGAGCUGGCUCUGGAAGCAGAAGAUGGAGUUGGAGCCCAAGCCGCUGCUGGACGAGGGCCGCAUCCUACAGAGCCAGAACGGCUCCAUCUUCACCCUCACCAUCAAAGGCAUCCAGUUCCAGGACAACGGCAUCUACUUCUGCCAACAGAAGUGCCCGGAGGGGUCCCUCAGCAAGGGCUGCGGGACUGAGCUGCGAGUCAUGGGGUUAAGCACCUUGGCACAGCUGAAGCGAAGGAACACACUAAAAGAUGGCAUCAUCAUGAUCCAGACCCUGCUCAUCAUCCUUUUCAUCAUCGUGCCCAUCUUCCUGCUGUUGGACAAGGAUGACAGCAAGGCUGGGAUGGAUGAAGAUCACACCUACGAGGGCCUGAACAUCGACCAGACGGCCACCUAUGAGGACAUAGUGACUCUGCGGACAGGAGAGGUGAAGUGGUCAGUCGGGGAGCACCCAGGUCAAGAGUGAGGGGCCGGCCCUCCCCAUGCCCCUGGGCCCAGCCAGCCGGGCCCUCAUUGGCUGUGUGAGAGCCGCCUCCAGCUCCCAGCUCAUCCCCACUUCCCUGGACCUCGGUCAGCCUCUGAAGCUGGCCUGCCACAUCUGCCUGCCGCCCCCCCGGCCCCUGGUCCCCAGCUCUUGGCGCAGAGACUGGAGUGGAAGGGCCGCAGGGCAGGGCAGUGAUUUGGAGUGGGGACUUCUCUGGGGAUAGACUGGACCCAGACUUCUGGGGGUGCUAUGUGGGGAUGCAGCCCAUGUUCGGGACGGGGAAGGCAGAGGCUUGUCUGGAACCUGCAAAGGGACUCAAGCAGACCAGCUUCCUGCAGAGCCCGGGAAAAGCCGUGGUCCAUCCCACUUGGCCACAGAUGGGCCACAGAGGGCUACAUGCCUCUCCCACCCUCUCCCACCCUCUUCCACCCUCUCCCACCCUCUCUCAUCCUCUCCCACCCCAGGGGGCUCCUAGCCUUGAUCCCAUUCUCCCAUGGAAUAAACAGUGUGUCGAGAAACCACACACAGGCUUGUGACAUCUAUGGGUAUGGGGUGGGUCAGAGUAUCUCUCUGGGCACAAAUGUUUGGACCUCUGUGGGCCCGGAGGGUGUGGGAGAGGAUCACUGCCAUGGAUCUCAUGGGCUUCUCCUGGGCUCACUAGGGCUUCUCUCUGAAAGCCUGGCUGGGAUCUGUGGUUACGCCCUUCGGGUUUUCCCUGGCUGGGCCCAGAUCAGAGAAAGGCUGGUAGCCCUUUUUAGCAGGAAGCCUUCAUCCUGCAUUCCCUUUAGCCCACAAGCAGUACUUGGGUCCUGCUCUGUAGGGCAGGGGUCUCAGCCUUGAAGGAGCUUGCCCUUGCCCACCCAUUCCCAAUCCUUCUGUCCCUGAAGGCCCUCCAUCUGCAAGAAGCCCUCCCAAAUAUCCCCAGUCCCUGCCCAAGCCCCGUUCCUGCCUUGUGCUGCCCAUGCUGGCCUUUGUCUCCAGUUAAACUACUCCCCACCAUGCCUGACCCAGAGCCACGCAAGAAAGAGAUUCCUAAAGAAGGAGGCUUUGCAGUGGUGAAGUUUGGGGGUCCUUAGGUGACUCCCUUCAGCCUUUCCCAGCACCACAUUGGAGGCCCCCUAGAGCCCCAACAUCCCCACAAAAUGAUCCCUAGGGCCCUACAAAUUAGGCCCCAGUGUGCCGGCUGCAGGAGGGACAGGAGCAGUUCCCAGCUGGGAGCUUAAGGGCAAUGAACCUCCGUGUGCAAAGCCAGGCCUCGCUCCACUUCCUAUGGACCUUGGGGGGGGGGGCGCCCUGAAA